AUGAUACUGCGUGACUAUCCGACGGACCCCAUCAAAACCCUCAUUGACUCCGGCGCCACCUCCAAUUUUAUAUCCCCCACUCUAGUAGAAAAAUUGAAAAUCCCAAAAACCCUACUCAAAAAUCCACGGGUAGUGAGGAUGUUAGAUGGUACCAUAUCUCAGACUGGUUGCAUAUGGCACCAGGUCCAACUCGCGGUCUUGGCCAAUGGCCAUCUCCACCACAUUCCCUUCCUGGUUUGCCCCAUAGGCAACACCCUGGCUAUCCUCGGCAUGACAUGGCUCACUCAGGAGUCACCCUUGAUUGAUUGGUCCCUAGGGACGGUUACCUUCCCCGAACAAAUUCAGAUUGCAUCCAAAGAAGAGGCAGACCCUGAUCCCUUAGCCAAUCUUCCGGAACAGUACCAUGAGUUUGCCAAGGUCUUUGGCGAAGAAGAAUUUAAGGUCCUCCCUCCACACAGGGAGUAUGACAUAUCUAUAGACCUUGUUCCGGAUGCCAAAUUAUCCCCAGGUCCCCUUUAUGGCAUGACUGACGCGGAGUCUAAGGCCCUCAAACAACAUAUUGACGAAGAACUAGCAACGGGCAAGAUCCGCCCCAGUACUUCCUCCACGGGCGCCCCAGUCAUGUUUGUAAAGAAGGCAGACGGAUCCCUUAGAUUGGUUGUGGACUACCAAAAACUCAAUGACGUCACUCACAAGAACGUGUACCCACUCCCAAGACAGGACGACCUGAUGGCAAAGCUAAGACAUGCCAAAAUAUUCACAAAGCUUGACCUGCGCUGGGGUUACAACAACGUCAGAAUUAAAGAAGGGGAUGAAUGGAAGACGGCAUUCAGGACUAAAUACGGGCUGUUUGAAUAUCUAGUGAUGCCUUUUGGCCUUACCAACGCCCCAGCCGCCUUCCAACACUUCAUGAACGACCUGUUCAGAGACCUCAUCAAUGUCACGGUGGUUAUCUAUUUGGACGACAUACUGAUCUUCUCCAAGAAGCCUGAGGACCACCCUUCCCAUGUCAGGGAAGUCCUUUCACGGUUGAUGAAGAACCAGUUGUUCUGUAAACUCUCCAAAUGCCACUUCCAUGUCACAACGGUGGACUACCUUGGUAUUGUCAUUUCCCCAGCUGGAUUCUCAAUGGACCAAAAGAAGAUUGAGGCCAUUACCUCCUGGCCCACGCCCAAAACGGUCAAACAGGUCCAAGCCUUCCUAGGUUUUGUUAAUUACCUCAGGCGUUUCAUCCCCAACUUCAGCUCUGUUGCACGCCCCUUACACAACCUCACCAAAAAGGAUUCCCCGUGGUCAUGGGACGUAUUAGAAGAACAGGCUUUCCAGGAACUCAAAGCAUUGGUCACCAAGGCACCAGUUCUGAUCCACUCGAACCCCAAUUUGCCCUACUACCUGGAAACAGAUGCGUCAGGAAUAGCCAUGGGAGCAAUCCUUAGUCAAAGAGGGGAGGAUAACCGCUUACACCCAGUGGCUUACAUGUCCAAAUCUUUCUCCGGCGCCGAAGCUAAUUAUGACACCCAUGACAAGGAACUCCUAGCCAUAAUCAAGGCAUUAGAGGAAUGGCGGAUCUUCCUUGAGGCGACGGACAGGCCAAUCCAGGUGUUCACAGACCAUAGAAACCUGGAAUAUUGGAUGCAGGCACGGACGUUCAACAGAAGGCACGCACGUUGGCGGAUUUUCCUGAGCAAUUUCAACUUUGAAAUACACUAUUGCCCAGGGAAACAAUCAGGAAAACCCAACGCCCUCUCCAGAAGGUCAGACUACAUAGACUCCCCAGUAGAACCAGAAGUCAUGCUACCAUCAGAGGUUUUUGCCAAUACAUCAGAGGCAGAACUUGAGAUCGUCACGGAAAUCCGGAACAGGUUAAGGGAAGACCCUUCCCUGGAACCCAUCAUCCAGUUCCUAACAGAGGACGCAGAUAACGCACCCCCCUCUAUUUGGAAAGCCUAUCGGGAUUAUGACUGGGAAGAGGACCUCCUAUGGUAUUGUGGGAAACUAGUGGUACCGGACUCAGAACCCCUUAAAGAACAACUGCUAAGAGAAUUUCACAAUUCCCCACUAGCGGGCCACCCAGGACAACAAAGGACACUCAAACUGAUCAGUAGGUCCUACUGGUGGCCUGGCAUGAAGUCCUCAGCAAAAGAAUGGGUUGAGUGCUGUCCAAUAUGCCAAGCAAAUCGAAGAGCCCACGCGCCGGCAAUUGCCCUGAAACCCCUCAAAGUCCCACCAUUUCCCUUCCACACCAUCUCGUAUGACUUCAUCACAGGAUUCCCAAAGUCAAAUGGGUACGACGCAAUCUUGGUGGUCAUUGACUCCUUUUCCAAAUUUGGACACUUUAUCCCUACCACGAAGAAAGUCACAGCUAAGGGUCUGGCAGACCUGUUCAUCACGCAUGUCUGGAAGCUUCAUGGAUUGCCAAUCAAAACAGUCUUGGACCGCAGAACCACCUUCACUGGGAAAUUCCUGAGAGCUCUCUACCAACGCCUUGGGAUCAAACCCGCUUUCUCCUCGGCCUACCAUCCAGAAUCAGAUGGACAGACAGAAAGGGUGAAUCAAUUCAUUGAGUUCUACCUCAGAUCUUAUGUCACAGCGGACCACUCGGACUGGGCUACAUGGCUACCAUUAGCGGAAUACGCCUACAACAACGCUAGACACUCCGCCACUGGAAAAACCCCCUUUGAGUUAGUCUACGGGAGAAACCCUGUGAUGAGCCCAUCCAAUGUGCCAACAAACAUACCAGAAGCUGACCACGUGGCUGAUACCCUGGCCCAGGAAUGGAAAGAGGCAGAAUCCGCUCUACGAAUGACAAAAGAAAAAAUGGCAGGAUUAAAAGGAACCACACCGGAGUACUCCAUUGGCGAAAAAGUCUGGCUGGACGGAAAGAAUGUGGAACUACAAACCAACUCCAAUAAACUAGACCCAAGGAGGUUAGGACCAUUUGAAAUCCUAGAAAAGAUCUCCAGCCACGCUUAUCGUCUAAAAUUACCGGAGACCCUGAAGAUCCACAACGUAUUCUACGUGGGGCUAUUGUCCAAAGUCCACGAAAACCCAAGCCAGCCAUUCCCAGAACAACCUCCCCCUGAAACAAUAGAGGGAGAAGAGGAAUACAAGGUAGAACAAAUCAUUGACUCCAAAAGACAACGGGGUAAAUGGUUUUACUUAAUCAAAUGGAAAGGAUAUGGACCCAAAGAUAACUCAUGGGAACCAGAGGAGCUACUCAAGCAUAGUCAGGAGAUCCAACGCUUCAACAAGUCGCGACUGAAAAAGGCUUGUGACUCCGCCAAGAGCCUUUAA
Rhizoctonia solani is the source of this 3294-nucleotide messenger RNA. Its product is annotated as Retrotransposable element Tf2 protein. The transcript has a single exon. The coding region runs from base 1 to 3294 and encodes 1097 amino acids. Gene Ontology annotation, biological process: DNA integration. The record is from RefSeq and is a predicted model, not a curated record. Gene Ontology annotation, molecular function: nucleic acid binding. Lineage: Eukaryota; Fungi; Basidiomycota; Agaricomycetes; Cantharellales; Ceratobasidiaceae.